AUGUAUGAUAUCGCGGCCCUCCUCGAGCGGGCGCAAGUUUCUGCGCCCAUCUCAGAUAAGGUGGUGCCGCAGCUGCUGGCCCAGGAUGUCAGCAGCGUCGCGGCGCUGCUCGAGGCGGGCAGCAGCGCGAUGGCCGGCGGCGAUGGUGCUGCGGGCGAGCGCGCGGGCGGCGGCGUCGGUACAGGCGCUGCCGAGGAGGGUGGAAUCGGAGGUGGGACCGAGGUGUCCAGUUUGGACCCCUUGGUGCCCGCGCUGCCGACGAGCGGCGAUGGGACGAUCGACGCUGCGAGGGAGGAUGAGGAGGAGUGGGCUGCGGCGGCGGCGGCCUCGAGCUGUGAACACGCGGUCCAUGCAGCGGCACAAGUCGAGCUGUGCGCGCAAUGGCUCUCAGCCGCCGCCCGCAACGGGCCGGGUGUGUCGCACUUGCCGCUCGGCAGCGGUGGCUAA
Messenger RNA from Emiliania huxleyi CCMP1516, 447 nucleotides. RefSeq lists its product as hypothetical. The transcript is spliced from 4 exons. The record is from RefSeq and is a predicted model, not a curated record. The coding region runs from base 1 to 447 and encodes 148 amino acids. Lineage: Eukaryota; Haptophyta; Isochrysidales; Noelaerhabdaceae.